Molecule: messenger RNA, 306 nt
Organism: Uncinocarpus reesii 1704
Lineage: Eukaryota; Fungi; Ascomycota; Eurotiomycetes; Onygenales; Onygenaceae
Exons: 1
Coding region: 1-306 (101 amino acids)
Source: RefSeq, a predicted model, not a curated record
AUGGCCCGUUGGUCAGGAGAUAAAUCAAGGCUGCCAAGGGUCACUCACUGCACUCACAGAGGGUAUCUUGGCCGCAGAGGUUUUGACCUUGGGGCGGCUUCUCAGCCAUGGACCAGCUCCGCCUUGGGACCUGAUUGGAUCUUGUCGGACCAACCGUCCCGUGUAAUUAUACUCUCGUAUUUUGAUGCUCUGAGUGGUGAAGUUGGGAACACAGUGAUAAAGCUGUGGGACUCUGUCAACUCCUUGGCUGCGGAGAAGGGACUCUGGCAGGCAUCCCUGCGUGACCGUCCAGUGAGGCUCAGUUAA